This is a messenger RNA of Batrachochytrium dendrobatidis JAM81, 2102 nucleotides long. RefSeq lists its product as uncharacterized. The coding region runs from base 21 to 2102 and encodes 693 amino acids. The transcript has 2 exons. The record is from RefSeq and is a predicted model, not a curated record. NCBI's taxonomy places the organism in Eukaryota, Fungi, Chytridiomycota, Chytridiomycetes, Rhizophydiales. Gene Ontology annotation, molecular function: metalloendopeptidase activity; zinc ion binding.
GUUCAAGUUGUAUCAAGAAAAUGUUUAGUCAGAUUGUCACUGCACUGGUGUUGACACUUGUGUCGUCCGUUGCAAUCGCUGCUCCUGCUACCGCUGACAAGAACAAGGCUCCUGCAUUGCCCUUUCACUUUCCCAAAUCUAUGGGCGAACAUCUUCCAUUCAAUGCCGAAAGCAACAGCCUUAGAUCUUUCACGUCCGAAGAGUCUACCAAGAUCGGUCUCAAGUAUCUGAUGACUAAACUGAAUUUGUCCAGCGACAGCUUUAAAAUCUACAACAACUUUACAGACCAUGCAGGCAUCACUCACGUGUAUGGUGCACAUGUCAUCAAAGGCGCCCGUAUCGCCAAUCAUCAAGCUGCUGUUCACGUUUAUAAAGGUCAAGUUACAUCUUACUCUGCUUCGUUUGGUACUAGCAGUCAUUUCGCCAAAGAAAAGCUUUCAAUUGCCGCUCCAAAAACACAGGUGUCUUUUGAACAGGCAUCUGCUACGGCUGCCGCUCAAUACGGUAUCCCUGUCUAUAAAAAAUUCGCCAGUACUUUCGAGUACGUUGAACUGUCCGAUGGAAAAGUUGUCUAUGCUUUCAAGUUCCAGCUGCGUGAUAACCCACUGACUCAAUGGCUGCAAGUGUGGUCAGAUGCUGCUACAGGCAAAGUCGUUCAAGUUGUCGACUUUGGUUCCAAGGCCUCAUACAAGGUGAUUCCAGUUCCCAAAAUUAAUGCUGAUGAUGGAUUCUCGCUUGUCAAAAAUCCUGAAUUCAAGGCAUCUUCACCCAACGGAUGGUCAGAUGGAACUUCCACCAGCGGCAACAACAUCAAUGCUGUUUCAUUCAUUUCUGGUCGUGCUGCUGGCACUGGCAACAAUGGCGUAUUUGAUUCCAAUUUUAAUGCCAAUGCUGAUCCUACUGAUGCAGAAAAUGUCCAAGCAUCUGCGGUUAAUCUUUUUUACAUUGGCAAUUUGAUGCAUGACAUUACUUACCAAUACGGUUUCACUGAAGCUGCUGGAAACUUCCAAAAUGACAACUUUGGUAAAGGCGGUAGAGACGGUGAUGCUGUCAUUCUUACUGUGCAAAGUCAAGAAAAAUUCAACAAUGCCAACUUCUUUACUCCUUCUGACGGUCAGAAUGGUGAGAUGAACAUGUUCAUCUUUACAAAAACCAAUCCACGCCGCGAUGGUGGUCUCGACAACACUAUUCCUUUGCACGAGUACGGACACGGUCUUUCAAGUCGUUUGACGGGUGGAUCUGCCACGUCCCAGUGCUUGCGAACUCUUGAAUCGGGUGGUAUGGGUGAAGGCUGGUCCGACAUAGUUGCUAUGAUUGUAACUGCCAAACAGGCCAACACACCUACUACUCCUAUUGUCUUGGGCGACUAUGUCACCAAUAGACCCGAAGGUAUUCGCUCGCAUCCUUACUCUACCGACACAAAUGUCAAUCCCUUGACCUAUGCCGAUCUCCAAACACGCGAUGAAGUCCACGAUAUUGGUGAAGUGUGGGCUACUGCUCUUUGGGAAGUCUACUGGAACUUGGUCACCAAGAGCGGAUUCUCUGCUAAUCUCCACGAUGCCAAGAAUGCGGCUGGUAACAUUAUUGCUCUGCAGAACGUGAUUGGAGGCAUGAUGAUCCAGCCAUGCAAUCCCACUUUCCUCGAUGCUCGUGAUGCCAUCAUUGCAUCAGAUGCUGCUCGCUACAACGGAGCCAACAAAUGUGAGAUCUGGAGAGGAUUCUCCAAACGUGGUAUGGGACCCAAUGCAAGAAACCAUCAAAAUGACUUUUCCGUUCCUGCUGAAUGCAAGGAUGGUGCUGUUCCUUCUUCUCCUGCACCUGUACCUGCUCCCGCACCCAUCCCUUCAAAGACCACCGCCAAUCCCAAUCCUAGAAAGACUACCAACCCAGGACCCAAAAGGACCGGCAGGCCAAAGCCUAAACGAACUGGCAGACCAAAGCCCAAAAGAACCGGCAGACCAAAGCCUAAACGAACUGGCAGACCAAAGCCCAAAAGAACUCGCAAGCCCAAAAGAACCAAUAGACCAAGACCUGGAAGGCCCGAACCCGGACAAUGCGAUCCCAACAACAUCUGCUGUCUCUUUAUUGGAAUCAACUGCUAA